Phaedon cochleariae (mustard beetle) is the source of this 2376-nucleotide messenger RNA. The record is from the annotation of a GenBank genome assembly. NCBI's taxonomy places the organism in Eukaryota, Metazoa, Arthropoda, Insecta, Coleoptera, Chrysomelidae.
CUCGAGGGCCGAUGUUUAAAUUUUUAAAAUGAUAUCGAUAUUCGGAAAGUUUCAAAUAUGAGAUACGCACAACUCGUAAUAGGGCCUGCUGGUAGUGGAAAAUCUACUUACUGCAGUACUCUUGUUCAACAUGGAGUUGACGUGAAAAGAAACAUUGAGGUUGUAAAUUUGGAUCCGGCUGCCGAGCAUUUCAAUUAUACCCCAAUAGUAGACAUAAGGGAGCUGAUUCAUGUACAGGAUACGAUGGAAGAUGAAGAACUUCAGUUUGGGCCAAAUGGUGGACUAGUAUUCUGUAUUGAAUACCUUCUUGAAAAUUCAGACUGGUUACAUGACAAACUGGGUGACCAAGAUGAUGACUACAUUUUAUUUGAUUGCCCUGGACAAAUUGAAUUAUAUACUCAUCUCACGGCAGUGAAGAAAUUAGUGAAACAAUUACAAGAUUGGCAGUUCAAUAUUUGUUCAGUUUUUCUUGUUGAUGUACAGUUUAUGACAGAUGGACCUAAGUUUUUGUCUGGGACUAUGGCUGCUUUGAGUGUAAUGGUGAAUUUGGAGCUCCCACAUGUUAACCUUCUAUCCAAAAUGGAUCUUCUGAGUAGAGGUGCCAGAAAGAGGCUAGACAGGUUCUUAGAACCUGACUCACAUUCUAUCUUGGGAGAUAUUGAACUCUCUGGUGGUUCAGUAUUCAACAAAAAGUACAGCAAAUUAACAGAAACUAUUGGAAAGCUAAUUGAAGAUUAUUCAUUGGUUAGAUUCAUUCCACUUAAUUUGAAAUCUCUUGAGAGUAUAGGCGAUGUGUUGAUAACUAUUGACAAUGUAAUACAAUAUGGUGAAGAUCAAGAUGUGAAAACAAAAGAUUUUGAGGAAGCAGAUGAGGAACCUGAUGAAUGAAUUGAAGUUUGAUAUCAUUUUAUAUUUUCUUCACUAGUUUAAGUCAUUUUGAAUACAAUAAAUAACCAUUAUCUAAGUAUUAUGUUGAGCAAAUAGUUUUGCAUCACCCCAUUUUACAUACUUUGUAGUAGUUUCCUGAGAACUUUCAUAAUGUUUGUAGUGCCAAUGAGAGGAUAAUACAUAAAAAUAGUGCAAAUGACUAGACAAGUACCUAAAUGAACUGUGAUCAGAUAAUAAGGUGAAUUAAUAGAUACAUGUGCACCAGUUGGUACAGAACUUUUUUAGUUGUGUAUACACUCCUCACCUUGAAUUUUGCACUCAAAAGAUAUGAUGUUUUUGAGACAGGUGUUUCUGAAAAUUGUCCAAUUUGAACAUGGUAUUAGGUUUAUUUCAUCAAAAAGGCAAUUCAAAGAAGUAUCUGUGGAAGUUCCUUGGGGGCAAAUAUCAGGAAAAUGGUGGGAGCCAUUUGAUACUAGGCCUAUUUUAUCAAUUCAUGGAUGGCAGGAUAACUGCCAAUCAUUUGACAGGCUAAUACCCCUAUUAAAUGAAGAUGUGGGAUUCCUAGCUAUAGAUUCGGCAGGUCAUGGAUACUCAUCCCGUCUACCUCCUGGCAUGCUUUACCACCAUAUAAAUCAUUUAAUAACUAUUCGGAGUGUAGCAAACUAUUUCAAUUGGCCCAAAGUAUCGCUUAUGGGACAUUCUCUCGGAUCGAUCAUGUCUUACAUGUAUUCUUCGCUUUAUCCUACUGAAAUAGACUUCCUUAUAUGCCUAGACGCAAUUAGGCCUAGACAAACAACUAAUGUACUUCCAGAAAUUACAAAGACAAUAGAACUUUAUAUGAAAACUGAUGAGUUUAUGAGAAAAGGACACGAACCGCCAAGUUACUCAAUUGAAGAAAUCAAAAAAAAAUUAUCAGAGCCCAUUGAGAAUUCUAUCUUGUUGGAAUAUACGCAAUUUUUGAUGGAGAGAGGAAUUGCACCAUCAAAAAAGUACCCAGGAAAAUACUACUUUACAAGAGACCCUAGAGUAAAAAUCUCAAAUUUUUUUGUUAUCAGUGACGAAGAAGUAUCACAAAGUAUACCGCUGAUGAAAAUGCCAAUAUUUUUUGUGAAAGCAUCAGAUUCACCCUAUUUUUUUGGCAAAACGGAGAUAUUUUUCGAAUUUCUGGACGCUCAUCGAAAAAAUAAUACUAAUUUUGAACAUCAUUUCAUCGAAGGUACACACCAUGUUCAUCUGAAUAAUCCUGAACGUGUUGCACCUCUGGUGAAAAAUUUCAUUAAAAAAUACAAUGUUGGAGACAGAAGCCAGGGCGGUCUUCCAGAAAAUAUUGUCCAGAAUAUUGAUGCUACUCAAAUGUGGAGUGAUAACAACUUUGAGAAAGACUCAAAUUGAAUUAUAAAUGCGAUGUGUAUACAAGUGCUUUUCUUUUAUGUCGAUCCCCCUAACAACUUUGAAAAAGACUCAAAUUAAAUUAUAAAUGAGAUGUGU